AUGCUGUACGAAGAGUCUACUACAGCGUCCCAAACCGAAUCUCCUCGGUCACCCAUGCCCGAAGAACCGCUGGCUAAAAGACAAAAACUUGAAAGUACACUUCUGACUUGGAUCCCACCAUCUGUGACAUCUCUUCCUGGGCCAUCAUUUCAUGCUUCAACCACAUACCAUUCCCAGAUCCCAAGAUUGAUCCUUGAAAACAAAACCGCUUCCGUAGUGCUUGGAGUUGACGAAGCUGGACGUGGUCCAGUGUUGGGGCCAAUGGUUUAUGGCAUUUCUUAUUGCCUUGAAAGUUACCAGGAAGAUCUCAAACACAAAUAUGGAUUUGCCGACUCCAAAGUACUUAAGGAAGACAAGAGACGAGAGUUGUUCUAUAUGGUCGAGCUGAUGGACCAUGAACUCAACGAAAACGUAGGUUGGGCCACACGCACUAUGACUGCUAGAGACAUUUCGAGUGCUAUGCUUCAAGGCCGUGGAGCUGCUGGAGGAGCCAAUCUCAAUGAGCAAGCUCAUAACACGACAAUACAGCUUAUACGUGAAGUUUUGGAUCUGGGGGUUAACGUGAAAAAGGUAUUCGUGGAUACUGUAGGACCCCCAGCUACAUACCAGAAAAAACUACAAGGAAUAUUCCCGACUUUGGAAAUCACAGUCACGAAAAAGGCAGAUAGUAUCUUUCCCAUUGUGAGUACAGCAUCGGUGGUAGCCAAAGUAACCAGAGAUCUCAACAUACAUUACUACCACGACCAGUUAGCAUUGCUUCAAGGCAAGGUUAUCGGUUCGGGAUAUCCUUCGGACCCUAAUACUUCGACGUGGCUUCAUGCCAAUGUUGACCCUGUCUUUGGAUGGUGUCCUCUAGUUCGUUUCCUGUGGCAAACGGCAAAAGAUAGUCUAAAAAACCACCAUGGUGUAUCGGUUGUCUAUGAGGCCGAUUGCGAGAAAGAUCCGGGCUACGGCGAUGUUCUGAGCCUACUUGAAAAAUCAAGCAACUACUGCGUGGAGGUUGACUUCUACGGCCUGAAUGUUGUUUUGUAG
Meyerozyma guilliermondii ATCC 6260 is the source of this 1032-nucleotide messenger RNA. RefSeq names its product ribonuclease H2 catalytic subunit (gene RNH35). Gene Ontology annotation, biological process: mismatch repair; DNA replication, removal of RNA primer. Gene Ontology annotation, cellular component: ribonuclease H2 complex. The record is from RefSeq and is a predicted model, not a curated record. The transcript has a single exon. Bases 1 to 1032 code for a protein of 343 amino acids. NCBI's taxonomy places the organism in Eukaryota, Fungi, Ascomycota, Pichiomycetes, Serinales, Debaryomycetaceae. Gene Ontology annotation, molecular function: RNA binding; RNA-DNA hybrid ribonuclease activity.